AUGGAAACCAAAAACACGUUGGAGCGGCGAAUUCUUCUAAUUGGAAGCCAUAAAAGGCUAUUGGUAAGCAGUUACGUGGAUUCACUUACCUCUUUUUUCAGUUUGAUCGACUUUGUGCAGCUGCCGAAAGAUAUGAAAAGCAUGUCCAAUAUCACGAUGUGUAUUAUCUUUACUAUACCCUCAACGAGGAACCUUUUAUCGUUGAAUUAACUUUGGCCGGAAUAGUGAGUUAAUAUUCAUUGUGAUUAUUCGGCUUGUAGGAACAUACCGGGGCUAGGGAAAUGGCUAUAAGGACUGCUGAUGGAGUCAUCAUUUCUUAUGCUGCCAAUUAUCCGGCGUCUUUUAACGACUUGACAUCUCUCUUGGAAGACUUUAAAAUGAGGAAAAACAAAAAUGUAAGUCCUUAAACUCAUGUGCUAGAAUCCUCUGAUAACAUUGCUCACAUGUUUGUCCAAAAAAAAUAAGCGUUUUUUUGGACUAGUGGGCUCGGUUUUCUCUUUGGCGCGAUGACGUGAUCUUUUUCUCUAGCGAUUUAUAAGCGUCUUACGUUAAUCAUAGUGUUACGUUUGCAAUUCAAAAUAUAUGACGAAAUCAAGCAGCGUUUCAACCCAUUUCCAAAAAGAUCAACCAUUGAUUUUUUCUCGCCUCGGCGAUGAGACCAUUUUUCGGCGGAGGGGUUUGACGUCUUUCUUGAAAAUUACAUCUUGUCUUGUUACAAAACCCAGACAGCUUAACUAACUACGUAUGAAUUAGGUUUGUCACAUCUGGCAGGAUUAAAUCUGCUAGUCUUGGUAGCUCGGCAAUUGUUCCACGCAUUGGCGAAGGCUCGGCGAAGACUUUCUUACCGACGGAGGCCGUUUUGGAAGCUUGGCUUGUGCGGAUCGGACUGGAAAAAAGCUGACAAUGAGGUUUUUUACUAAUCACUUCAAUUACCGUAUUGGUUUUUAUUUCAAAGGCUGGCGAAGAAUUCGGCGAAGUGUUUUGACGAGUGUCAAAAAUACGGGAAUGGGACAAACCGAUUGGAGCAAUCAGUGUAAGAUAUACCAAAGAAGUGUAUCUGGCAAGAGAAAAGUUUUCAAUUCGAUUCGCAAAAGCCAAGCUUCCAGAGCGGCUUCCGCCGGUAAGAAAUUCUUCGCCGGUGUAUGAAACACCCGUCAAUCUGCCGAGGCCAACAGAUUUCAUACCAGAUGUAUCAAACCUAGUUUCAUCCGUAGUUAAGCUGUCCGGGCUUUGUAACAAGAUGUAAUUUUCAAAAAAGACGUCAAACGUCUAAAUUGAUUGGUCUCUCCGCGGAGACCAAACAAGGAGCUCCGCCGAGGCGAGAAAAAAAUCUCUUACACAUUCUAAAAACGAACCUCUUAGGAUUUUAAAUACGUCUUAAACUUCUUAAAUCGCUGCAAACAGCACAAAGACAUGGGCAAACAGUUUUUCAAAAAUUUUUUGAAACACCCUGUUUAUGUCAUUUAAGACCGUUCCUUAAACUUUAACGGUUUUUUAGGCGCCGAUCUUAGUAGUGAGAAAUGAAGAUGAGCAUGUCGACUUAGAUCCGACGGAAAGCUCGUCCUCUUACACUGAAUCUUCAGAAGAUCAGGAAUCAGGAAAGACAGAGAUCAAAGUAAAUGUGGACGACAACACAUCUGCUAUCUCCGUGGAACAGGUAUGGCAAACGUCUAAUGGUUGACACGAAUUUAGGGAGCACAGUUAGCAAAAGAAUUCGGUCCAAUAUGCGAACAGACAUCUCUGAAACUCUCGGAAACCACUUCCACCCUCGAUCUCAUACUCGAUUUUCUCAAAAAAGUAUUGGAAACUGAUCGAAGGCAACGAAGAAGGUCGACUAUUUUGGAUGGCUUGAAACAACUCAACGCAAUGACUAUAAACAAACUAAAACGGCAUGACAAGGAUGGGUCGUCGAGUCAUUCCAGUACCUCGGACAUCAGUCCAGCUGGAGAUCAGGAGAAUGUUGAAGAGAAGACCAAGGAGAACAAGGAGAUCGAUACAAAAUCAGAACCGGCCACUCCCGUUCAUUCUCGAAGUUUUAUGAAGACUUUCAGAAGGAAUCAGACUGCGCCAUCGAAUCAGAAACAUAAUAAUAGUCAUAAUCAAGAGGUGGAGGCCGAAUCCGGCCAAUCCAAGGUCUGUGUAAUAAUGUAAUGAAUGAAUAUACGUCUCUUGGCGUCGCUGAAGCGGGUCUAAUUGGGUGUGCCGAUGGCAUUAGUAGCCAGAUGGAGAGGGGCGGUUCGAACAGCCAGAGGCUGUUUCUUCGAGAAUGCAUGCCAAGACGCCAUCCGAUCCGGGCGCACUUCCGGGCCGCGGUAUUUGUUCUGCUGGGCCAAAUAAACACUUGGGAGCGGGACUAAUUCAACUUCCGACGGGCAGCGAAUCCGGUUCUGAUAAAACGAGGAUGAAAAGGAAAGAACUCUCCGUCCAGGACAUUGCCCGAUUCAAACUAGGUUAUGAGAUCUAA
Bursaphelenchus xylophilus (pine wood nematode) is the source of this 2464-nucleotide messenger RNA. Lineage: Eukaryota; Metazoa; Nematoda; Chromadorea; Rhabditida; Aphelenchoididae. The record is from the annotation of a GenBank genome assembly.